Molecule: messenger RNA, 1745 nt
Organism: Pteronotus mesoamericanus
Lineage: Eukaryota; Metazoa; Chordata; Mammalia; Chiroptera; Mormoopidae
Product: cytochrome P450 3A12-like
Exons: 13
Coding region: 115-1626 (503 amino acids)
Biological process (GO): oxidative demethylation; steroid metabolic process
Molecular function (GO): heme binding; testosterone 6-beta-hydroxylase activity; oxidoreductase activity, acting on paired donors, with incorporation or reduction of molecular oxygen, reduced flavin or flavoprotein as one donor, and incorporation of one atom of oxygen
Source: RefSeq, a predicted model, not a curated record
UCUCUGAACAUUCACUGUGUGAGAAGGGAAAUUCCUCACACGCAGGCCUGGUAAGAAGAGCACAUGCUGCUGCAAGGAAAAUUCAGAGGACAGAAUUUCUAGAGGAAAGUGGCCAUGGACCUGAUUCCAAGCUUCUCCACAGAAACCUGGGUUCUCCUGGCUACCAGCCUGGUGCUCUUCUAUCUAUAUGGGACCUAUACACAUGGACGUUUUAAGAAGCUGGGAAUUCCUGGGCCGACACCCCUGCCUUUUGUGGGAACUGUUCUGAGCUAUCGCCAGGGUUUUGUGCCUUUUGACAAGGAAUGUUAUAAAAAGUAUGGAAAAAUGUGGGGGUUCUAUGACGGUCGACAGCCUGUGUUGGCUAUCACCGAUCCAGACAUGAUCAAAACAGUGCUGGUGAAAGAAUGCUAUUCUGUCUUCACAAAUCGGCGGGCUAUAGGUCCACUGGGAUUUAUGAAAAGUGCCAUCUCUAUAGCUGAGGAUGAAACUUGGAAGAGAAUACGAACGUUGCUGUCUCCAACCUUCACUAGUGGAAAGCUCAAGGAGAUGUUCCCCAUCAUUAACCAGUACGGAGAUGUGUUGGUGAGGAACAUGAGGAAAAACGCAGAGGAAGGCAAACCCAUCAACUUGAAAGACAUCUUUGGGGCCUACAGCAUGGAUGUGAUUACUAGCACAUCAUUUGGAGUGAACGUGGAUUCCCUCAACAACCCACAAGAUCCCUUUGUGGAGAAAACAAAAAAGCUCUUAAGAUUUACAUUCUUCGAUCCAUUCAUCCUCUGCAUGACACUCUUUCCAUUCUUUGGCCCAAUUUUUGAAUCAUUAAAUAUUUUUCUAUUUCCAAAAAGCGUUACUGAUUUUUUCAUAAAAUCUGUCAAAAGGAUGAAAGAAAGUCGCCUCCAAGAUAAACAAAAGCACCGAGUGGAUUUUCUUCAGCUGAUGAUUAAUUCCCAGAAUUCCAAAGAAACGGACUCCCAUAAAGCUCUGUCUGAUCUGGAGCUUGUGGCCCAAUCUGUUAUCUUUAUUUUUGCUGGCUAUGAGACCACUAGCACUUCUCUUUCCUUCCUUAUGUAUUUAUUGGCCACUCACCCCGAUGUGCAGCAGAAACUGCAGGAGGAGAUUGAUGCCACGUUUCCCAAUAAGGCACCUCCCACAUAUGAGGCCUUGGUCCAGAUGGAGUAUCUUGACAUGGUGUUGAAUGAAUCUCUCAGAUUAUUCCCAGUUGCUGGUAGAAUUGAGAGAGUCUGUAAGAAGGAUGUGGAAAUCAAUGGGGUGCUCAUUCCGAAAGGCACAGUGGUGAUGGUGCCAAACUUCACUCUUCACCGAGAUCCAGCACACUGGGCAGAGCCUGAGGAGUUCCGUCCCGAAAGGUUCAGUAAGAUGAACAAGGACAGCAUAAAUCCUUACAUAUACAUGCCCUUCGGAAAUGGACCCCGAAACUGCAUUGGCAUGAGGUUUGCUCUCAUGAACAUGAAACUUGCUGUCAUCAGAGUUCUGCAGAACUUCUCCUUCAAGACUUGCAAAGAAACACAGAUCCCUCUGAAAAUAGAAUCUCAAGGAAUUAUUCAACCAGGAAAUCCCAUUGUUCUAAUGGCUGAGUUGAGGAAUAAGACCGUAAGGGGAGCAUGACUCUCCCUGUGAACUUACACCUUGUUCUUCAAGGGAGCUGCGUCCCUGACACUGGAGAUCUCAAUGUACUUUGUGAAUAAAACCCAGAAAUAAAGAUGGGCUAAACCUACUGCACUUGA